CCCCCUAUGCCCGCGCAGUCUUCAUCCAAACGCUCCGCGGAUGAACCUCCUGCGAAGCGUUCACGCGUAUCAAGGGCUUGCGAUCAGUGCAGGACCGCCCGUGAGAAAUGCGAUGGCACCCAACCGACAUGUAUGAAAUGUUCGGAUCUGAAACGAUCCUGCACUUAUACAGCACCUCCCAAAAAGAGAGGUAUCCAACCAGGAUAUAUCCGGACACUCGAGCUCGCCUUAACAUGGUUGUUCCAAAACACUGACGGCGAAACUCUACUCCAUGAGAAACUUGCCCGGGAAGGAAACUCGUCGGUAUUCUUCGGCCGCGAGACUCGCGAGUCCAAUCGUCUACACAAAGCUUGGCGCAAGAGCAGAUUCUGCAAGGACAUCGAUAAAGUCCUGUCAGGGGAGCAGAUAUCGCGCAAUGGAGGCGAUGCCGAUACAUUAAUUAGCGAAGAAGACGAUAGCGAUGUAGAGCCCCCUUCAGCUGGUUUGCAGGACCCAUCGCAUAUGCAACCUUCAGAGGAAAUUAUAAUUUCUCCCACUACCCAAUUCGCCUCUCCCACUCUACCACAUCCGAUCCAACACCAAUCAUCCCAUUCUCGCACGGGCCCAACGUCCUCUAUAUCGCUACCUCCAAACAGCUGGCAUCUAUUGGAAAUUUACUUUGCCUAUACGCAAGCAUGGCUUCCUAUAUGCGAAAAACACGAUGUAUUGAGGACCUCAUAUCUUUAUCCGGAGCAAGGUCUUCCUCUUUCAAUUGCAGAAUUAUCGAAUUCUCAUGAUCAUGCAGAAUUGUGGAGUGCAUUGGCCGUAGCCGUUCACCAGGCCAAACUUGACCCUGAGCAUACCAGCAAUCUGCCAGAUGGCGAAAGCCUGUAUCAGAUUACCAAGAGUUUGAUCCCCAAUGAGGUUGGCAGCUUCGAUACUGGGCACGUUAAAGCUUUGUUGAACUUGGCAGUGGUCAAUAUUGGAUGUGGGAGAGUUGAAGCUGCCUGGUUGCUGGUCGGGUCAGCCUCGCGGAUACUGACAGCGAUUGGACACAUGUCCCAGACUUCCAAUCCGAAACUCAAACAUCUCUUUGCUGGAUGUUUCUUGAUGGACAGUUUCUUGUCUCUUCACCUCGGGAGGAGUCCAUACCUACAUCGGUCCGACAUAGAGAGAAUUGGAGAAGAUGGCCUCGAGGAAUGGCAGCCAUGGACUACACCGACCAUGUCAUGCUUGACAGCUACGCCUAGAACACCUACUUUUGGGCUGAGCAGUUUCAACAGGCUACUAGAUCUUGCAGACCUUCUAGCGUCAUUGGGCCGGAGACAACCCGACUCAUUGCCAUAUCCUACGGAGCAGCUGCUAUCGAAUUUGGACCACUGGAAAACCAUGCUUCCAACUAGGCUCAACUACAUAGUCGAUGAGCGCAAGGAUGUCCCACUCAACCCGCCAGCAUUGUUACUCUCAGUUACAUACAUCUGUGUAUUGUAUGCUCUGCGCUCAGCUCAAAGUCUUAUUGAUCGCCUUCUUGCCUUGCUAGAACAGUUUCGCGAGCUAUUAGGGGUACCAUCGAUGCCUCCAUUGAUUGACUGUCUACUGCAGGAUAUGCAAAAGAGAGACUCAUAUACCACAUUGGAACAGAAUUCCAAGAUUCGCAUCGAAACAAUCCGGGCGGAAAUUUGUCACGCGUGGUCCGUUACUCGCCAAAGGGGUCCAAUCAGCGUCGUCAGUCAAAGAAAACAGUCGCUACAACAAGUUCCUACACCCGAAUCAAUGCAGAUUCCAGCCAACUACAAUUUUCCCCGAUCCAGUAAUCGACCUGGCAGCGCCAGGCAAAAGCAAUCCUCAUCUCUACUAGAAGAGCUGCUGCCGGAUAUGAAUCCUGCGCUACCAGCAGAAAUAUCCACAAUGGGACCACCGAGUGAAGACGGGUUUCGGCGGCAUUCGCUACAGCACCGCCCUUCUCUAAGCAGUACAACACUUCCACCUGAUCUAGAAAAUUACUUUGACGAACUGGCUUCUUUGGAUGGGACAGAGAGAUUAGACAGCCAACCACAAUUCAUGCAAAAUCUUGGUUUUGCACCCGAUGCGAAUAUGGCUGAUUUCCUAUCAGCUGAAUUUGGACAGUUUCUACCCGGGGUUUCAAGCACUUUUCUGCCACAGCACGAUGACUACACGCAUCUGGAUCCAGCUUUCUUUGGGGCAUCCUGA
Periconia digitata is the source of this 2190-nucleotide messenger RNA. Lineage: Eukaryota; Fungi; Ascomycota; Dothideomycetes; Pleosporales; Periconiaceae. The record is from the annotation of a GenBank genome assembly.